Molecule: messenger RNA, 366 nt
Organism: Ambispora gerdemannii
Lineage: Eukaryota; Fungi; Glomeromycota; Glomeromycetes; Archaeosporales; Ambisporaceae
Source: the annotation of a GenBank genome assembly
AUGCUUUCACCACUCUCCGUUCACCACUCUCCAUAUCACUCUCCGUUCACCACUCUCCAUACCACUCUCCGUUCACCACUCUCCGUUGAUUUCAAAUACUACUCAACGCUUUCACCACCACUCCCAGAGGCACCCAAGAAAGCAAAAGAUGCCGGAGCUAUACUCGCCUAUGGUGACUUCACCAUUAUCGUCCAAGCGGACUUGUAUUGCAAUGAAAAAAGUGGCGAAAGUUGUUGGGAUCACUGUCUGGAACAAGCCUUCCAAGCACGCGAUCAAUUACCUGAAGUAAUUAGUCUUCGAUGUCGGGCUUCGGGAAGAAUUAAUUUGCUUGACAAGGCUUACGCAUUGUUUUAUGAAGCAGGAUGA